AUGGAAUCCUCUAAUACCGUUGCCCAAGGCAUUGAAUACUUUUUUGAUAAUUUAGAUUUUGCUACCCUCGAAUCAGAUAAAAAUUUCCAACCUGAAGAAUUUAAUUCAGAGGAGGAUAUUACAGAUGAAGAGUGUGAGAAAAUUAGUCAAGAAGACCAGCCUCACGGCAAUACUGGUCGUUCGCCCAAGAUUACUUUGUCUACUGAAACAGUUGAUAAAGCAAAAUCAUUUAUUAUAGCAGUUCGAAAAUAUACACGAAAAAAUAUGGACGGGAAAAUAAUAGUAACCUACGAGAAGCAUGAUAGUGUUUUCCUUCCCUCUCACUAUUCUUAUAGACGUCUUCUUGUAGCCUAUAAUCUAUUAAAUCCUAACAAUUUGAUUAAAAGUCACCGAACUUUUCAAAAAAUAUGGAAAAGCGAUCUUGAACUUGGCAAGAUCGCAAUUAGAAAACCAUCCAAGGAUAUGUGUGAUGAAUGUACUUUGUUCAAGCGGGCAUUAAAAGAAAAUAAUAAUAAUGUAGAUGAAGAUCUUGAUAUGCAAUUAUUAAUGCAUAUAAAUGAUUAUCGGUCAAUAAGAGAUGCUUAUGAAGAUGACAUAAGAACUGCUAAAAUAUGUGAUCGAUCCUUGUUUCGUGUUUUCUCUUUCGAUUUUGUCCAAGAUGUAGAAUUGCCUCAUGAUCCUCAGCAACCUGAAAAAUGGUACUAUCUAUCAUUGUUAAAAGCACACCAGUUUGGUCUAGUAGAUGAAGGUAUCGAUACUCACUGGCAUGCAAUUUAUACGGAAGGGAAAGCUUCGAAAGGAGCAAAUGAAGUUGCUUCAAUUGUACAUCUUUUUCUUACAUCUGCCGCAGGUGAAGCCAAAAAAAUUCAAUUAUGGGCAGACAAUUGUGGUGGUCUUUCAGAAGAAAAGCAAGUAGAUUUAUGGGAUAAAAUUCGUCCAUAUUGUCCAAUCGCUUUUCAUGACGAGCUUUGUCCCAAACCACAGGACAACGUGUUGGAGAGAGUUAGAAAUUUAAAGGCAGUUCGGGCAAAAGAAAUACAAAGUAGGAGAAUUACCAAACGGAAACAGAUUGAUGAAUACAAUGCAGCAUCAAACAAAUCACGUAAAAAGGACAAAAAAUAA
This is a messenger RNA of Racocetra fulgida, 1122 nucleotides long. The record is from the annotation of a GenBank genome assembly. Lineage: Eukaryota; Fungi; Glomeromycota; Glomeromycetes; Diversisporales; Gigasporaceae.